AGGGAGUAUAGCACAAGCAUUAUGCCGUCACUAUUCCUCCAUUUCUUAUUCUGUCUUCUUUAAGCAAUAUGCACUGUGUAUCUUCAAUUUGGGUGAGAAAGUGUUUUAACCAAAAAAAGGUUUUGGGUGAAUUGCAUUUUGAGGUAGCAUGAAAUUAAUUGGCCACUUGUGUAGCAGAAUCCAACUGAGUUUGAAGAAAUCGUUGAACCAGGACCCAGAUUCGAGGCUUGAGAGCAUUGAAAAUUUUAGAGCUCCAGUUUCAAUGGAGACGCCGCCAUUUUUUCCGGAGUCCAGUAAUGCACCGGAGAUCGAGGAAUGCCAACAAUCUCCAGUUCCCGGUGAUUCAUCCUCCGACGGUUGUUCUUCUAGUUCAACUCAGAUGAAGAAAAUGGAAGCAAGCCAGAAACUAAGAGAUCUUCAAUGGGGAUAUCAAGUGAUCAAGUCUUCAAGUCUCGACCUGCAUAGUAUCUCCUUCUAUCUUUCUCAGCCAACAACAUGUUGUCAUCAAGAAACGGAAAACUCCAUUAACAUAAACAUAUCAAAGGGGAGUCUUUCGCAUUUCUCUGACCUCCUUGUGCUCUUGAAAACAUCAAAAAGUACUCAAGCUUCCUUGAGAGACUUGGAGUUCCACCAGGUUGAAUGGGAGUUGCAGCAAGUGAGAAACCUGGGAGUUUUGCUUGAAAGUAGCUCCACCAUUAAGCAAUUAGUGUUUAAGAGAAACAGGUUUACUGCAGAAUGCUUAUCUGAGCUGUCAGAAGUUCUAAAGAAGAAUGGAGUGAUCAAGGAGAUUAUGCUCUCGGAAUCAAAUAUUGGUCCAGUUGGAGCUUCUCUUCUUGCUUUAGCACUUAAGUUCAAUGGAAGCUUAGAAGAGUUGCAGAUAUGGGAAGACUCCAUUGGCUCAAAGGGUGCAGAGGAGCUGUCUAAAAUGAUAGAAGUUAACUCAACAUUGAAGCUACUCACCAUUUUCGAUUCCAAAUCUAUUACUGCCACACCUUUGAUUUCAGCAGUUCUUGCGAGGAACAGGUCAAUGGAAGUGCACAUUUGGAAUGGAGAGAACAAUGAGAAAACUUCAAAGGUGGUUGAAUUUGUACCUGAAAAUAGCACCCUUCGGAUAUAUCGCCUUGAUGUCUCAGGUGCUUGUAGAGUUGCUUGUGCUUUAGGGAUGAAUUCAACAGUGAAGACACUCGAUCUGACAGGAAUACGGUUGAAUUCCCGUUGGGCAAAGGAAUUCCGAUGGGUUUUGGAACAGAAUAGGACCCUCAAAGAGGUAAAUUUGUCUAACACUUGCUUGAAAGACAAAGGAGUUGUUUAUGUUGCAGCUGGCCUUUUCAAGAACCACAGCUUGCAGAAGCUGUAUCUUAAAGGAAAUUGGUUUGGAGGUGUUGGUGUAGAACAUUUACUUUGCCCUUUGAGCCGGUUUUCUGCGCUGCAAUAUCAAGCAAAUAUUACUCUCAAAUCACUUACUCUUGGAGGAAAAAGAAAUAAAAUUGGUAGGGAUGGGCUUGCAGCAAUCCUGCAGAUGUUGACUAGUAACGAAAGCCUUACCAGCUUUGGAAUAUAUAAUGAUGAGAGUUUAAAACCGGAUGACAUAGUCAGAAUCUUUAGGAGUUUGGAGAAGAAUGCUACAUUAAGAUGCAUAUCUUUACAAGGUUGUAAAGGAGUGGAUGGCGAAGCAGUCCUGCAAACUAUCAUGGAUAUUUUACAGGUAAAUCCUUGGAUUGAAGACGUUGAUCUUUCAAGAACUCCAUUGCACAAUGCAGGGAAAACAGAAGUGAUAUAUCAGAGAUUGGGUCAGAACAACAAGGCCGAACCAGAGAUUGAUUUGCUCAAAGACAUGCCAAUGACAGAGCCAAAGAGCUGUAGGGUCUUCCUCUGUGGGCAAGAAUAUGCUGGAAAAACUACACUAAGCAAUUCUAUACAUCAUCACUUUUCUUCUCCAAAGUUGCCCUAUAUUGAUCAAGUGAGAACUCUUGUUAACCCAAUUGAGCAAGCCGUUAGACCUAUAGGCAUGAAGAUAAAAACUCUUAAAGAUGAAGAUACAAAGAUCUCAAUUUGGAAUCUUGCAGGGCAGCAAGAAUUUUAUGCCCUCCAUGAUCUAAUGUUUCCAGGACAUGGAAGCGCCUCCAUUUUCCUGAUCAUCUCCAGUUUGUUCAGGAAACCAAAUAACCGGGAACAGAAAACCCCCAAUGAAGUUGAAGAAGAUCUGCAGUACUGGUUGAGGUUCAUUGUUUCCAAUUCAAGAAGAGCUCUUCAGCAGUGCAUGCUGCCAAAUGUGACUGUUGUGCUCACACACUAUGACAAAAUCAAUCAACCAUCACAGAACCUACAGCUUAUUGUAGACUCAAUCCAAAGGCUACGAGACAAAUUUCAAGGCUUUGUUGAAUUCUACCCAACUGUAUUUACAGUUGAUGCAAGAUCUUCUGCAUCAGUAAGUAAAGUUGCCCAUCACCUCCAAAAGACAAGCAAAACGGUUCUCCAAAGGGUUCCUAGAGUGUAUGAGCUUUGCAAUGAUCUCAUGCAAAUUCUGUCAGACUGGAGAUUGGAAAACCAUAAUAAGCCAGCAAUAAAGUGGAAGGAGUUUGGUGAUUUAUGCCAAGUCAAGGUUCCAUUGCUCAGGUUUCGUUCUAGGCUUGAUAAUAAAGAGAAGGUGGAAACGAGGAGAAAGGCUGUUUCUACAUGCCUUCAUCACAUUGGUGAGGUGAUCUAUUUUGAUGAACUUGGUUUCCUAAUCCUAGAUUGUGAAUGGUUUUGUGGUGAAGUACUUGGUCAGCUUUUGAGAUUAGAUGUCAAAAAGCAGACUUCAGCAGAUGGAUUCAUAAGUAGAAAAGAGCUGGAAAAAGUUCUUAGAAGUAGUCUUGAUAGCCAGAUUCCAGGGAUGGGCUCAAGAGUUUUCGAGAACUUGAAUGCAAGUGAUCUUGUGAAAAUGAUGCUGAAACUUGAAUUAUGCUAUGAACAAGAUCCUUCGGAUACCAAUUCUCUGAUGUUGAUACCCAGUUUUCUUGAAGAAGUUAAGGGGAAACAGCCAAAGUGGCAGAUAAACUCAAGUGAAUGCAUUUAUGCAGGAAGGCAUCUCCAGUGUGAUUACUCAAGCCACAUGUUUCUAACACCGGGAUUCUUCCCCCGCUUACAGGUACAUUUGCACAACAAAGUAAUGGGGUUGAAGAAUCAAUAUGGAGCAACAUGUAGCCUUGAAAAGUACGUCAUUUCAAUGAGCAUCAAUGGUAUCUAUGUCCGCAUAGAACUUGGGGGUCAAUUAGGCUAUUAUGUUGAUGUACUUGCCUGUUCCACAAAGCACUUGACAGAAACUCUAAGGUUAUUCCAGCAGCUUAUAAUACCAGCAAUCCAGAGCCUUUGCCAUGGGGUCACACUUACUGAAAACAUUAUUCGACCAGAAUGUGUAAGAAAUCUAAUACCACCAAGGUACAGGAGAAACCAGAUUCUGCCUCUCCAGCUAUUAAAGCAGGCAUUGCUCUCUGUGUCUGCAGACAAUAUGUAUGACUAUCAGCACACUUGGGAUUUGGUAGCAGACUCGGGAAGGACUAUCAUUGGAGCUGGUUUUGACUAUGCUCGGGAUCUCUUAUCCGAUGAUGAUUUUCGGGAAGUUCUCCAGCGCAGGUAUCAUGAUCUGCAUAACCUUGCUGGGGAGCUCCAAAUUCCUUUGGAUAACAGCCAGGAUGAACAGAAUCAUGGCUCUACUACCAGUGAAGAAACUGAAGGAAAAAUUGAACCAACAUUUGCUGGAAUAGCCAAGGGUGUUGAAGAAGUCUUGCAGAGACUUACAAUUAUACAGCAAGAACUUAGGGAUAUAAAGCAAGAAAUCCAAGGCCUCAGAUACUACGAAUACAGGCUUCUUAUCGAGCUAAACCGCAAAGUGAACUAUCUUGUGAACUACAAUGUCCAAGUUGAAGAAAGAAAAGUGCCAAACAUGUUCUACUUUGUAAGGACAGAGAACUACUCGAGGAGAUUGAUCACCACCAUGAUUUCAGGAAUCAAUGCUCUCCGGCUGCACAUGUUAUGUGAAUAUCGGGGAGAAAUGCAUGUGGUUGAAGAUCAGAUAGGUUGUGAAGUAAUGCAGGUUGAUAACAGGGCAGUAAAAUGCCUGGCUCCAUACAUGACGAAGUUCAUGAAAUUGGUGACAUUUGCUCUCAAGAUUGGAGCUCAUUUAGCAGCAGGGAUGGGGGAAAUGAUACCAGAUUUGAGUAGAGAAGUUGCACAUCUACUCGAAUCUCCCGCUGCAUAUAGUGCAGCAGGGGCUGCUACUGCUGGUGUUGUUGGGGUUGCAGCAGCAGGACGUGUGGAGAGAAAUAGGGGAUCAAGGGACAUCCAGCAAGAUCUUAAAGCAGCUCAACAAUGGGUUGUUGAUUUCUUGAGAGAUCAAAGGUGCUCUGGUGGAAGAGAUAUUGCUGAAAAGUUUGGAUUAUGGAGAAUUAGAUACCGAGACAGUGGCCAAAUUGCCUGGAUCUGUAGGAGGCAUAUACAGAUAAGAGCAAGUGAAAUAAUUGAAGUCCCACUUUGAGGUUUAGCUUUAGCCAUAGAGGUCAAAUAAGAGAAAACAGAUGUGAAGGUUGAGAGAUGAAGAAGCUGGAGAGUGUAUGUAGAUUUGCUGCUGUGGUAGUUCAACAUGUUGGCACAGGUUGGAUCAUUUAUUUUGUACGUUAAUUAUAGAUAUGCCAUGAUACUAUCUUGAUGGAAAUUCCAAUGUCAUGGUGUUCCAGCCUGACGAAUCUUUCCACCCUAUUCUAGCUGCCUGUAAAUACACUUAACGAGUUCAAAAAAGUUGGUCCUGCAGUAUAUCCCUCUUUGAUGUCGAUGCCAAUGUCACAUGCUUAAAUUGGCUUUGCCGAAUGGAAGUAGUUUGGUAAUUUUUAUAUAAAAUGGUUCCCUGACCUCUGUUGGGAGAAAUGUUCGUCCUUCACUUGUUCAAGUCGAUAAAUAUUCUACUAUGUAUUAUCAAGCUCACUAGUAUAUGUACCCGCGUGAUGCGCGGAUACUAUUAAUUAUUAUUUCUAAUCAUUUUAGAUUGUAAUGCUUUAUUCGAACAUGUUAACUCAUAUCACCUUAUCAAAGUUCAACUGUCGUAUUAUUCUUCAAUGAAAUGUAUUCCUCUCUCUCCCCC
Solanum dulcamara is the source of this 5116-nucleotide messenger RNA. Its product is annotated as protein TORNADO 1. The record is from RefSeq and is a predicted model, not a curated record. NCBI's taxonomy places the organism in Eukaryota, Viridiplantae, Streptophyta, Magnoliopsida, Solanales, Solanaceae. The coding region runs from base 149 to 4516 and encodes 1455 amino acids. Gene Ontology annotation, molecular function: protein binding. The transcript is spliced from 5 exons.